AUGAACAAAAUCCAGAAAACCGCCGUGCUAUAUCACUACCCUUGCCCAGAUGGCGCCUUUGCCGCUUUGGCCGCUAAUCUUUACUUUUCUCACUGCUCAACAACCAUCGCCACCGCCGCCACCGCUCUCUUCUUCCCCAACACUGUAUAUUCGCCUCUGAGGGUUGAGGAUUUGCCUCUGAAUGAAAUCAACCUUGUUUAUCUUCUUGAUUUUGUGGGUCCUCCUAGUUUCAUUCAAGAGCUCUCUUCCAAAGUCGAUCAGAUUGUGGUCUUAGACCAUCACAAAACUGCACUUGAGAUGCUAGGUUCAGAGACUUCAGUUAGUGGAAACGUGAUUAAAGUGAUAGAUAUGAAGAGGAGUGGAGCUACUAUUGCUUAUGAUUAUUUCAAGGAAAAGCUCUUACAUGGGCACAUUAAUUGUGGCAAAGAUGGUAAUCAAGAGGGGCUUCAGGAAUUUGAUAGAGUAAGGAGACUUUUUGAAUACAUUGAAGAUGGCGACUUGUGGAGAUGGCGUCUUCCUAGUAGUAAAGCAUUUAGCAGCGGUUUGAAGGAUUUGAACCUUGAAUUUAAUGCCAGAUUGAACCCUUCCUUGUUUCAACAGUUGUUAUCAUUGGACCUUGAUUCUCUCAUACGUCGAGGUUUGGAGAGCUUAUCACACAAACAGAGGCUCAUUGAUGAGGCUCUUGAGCAGUCAUAUGAAAUUGCACUUGGUGGUGGAGCAUUUGGACGUUGUCUGGCCGUUGAUGCGGAUUCCAUAUCUGAGUUAAGGAGUGAGCUUGGAAAUCAGUUGGCAAAUAAAAGCCGUAAAAGCAACUUGAGGGGAAUUGGAGCUGUUGUAUAUAGAGUACUAGAGCUUGAAAAUGAUGAACUGCUGAAGAUAAGCCUAAGAAGCAUUGAUAGUGAGGAUACAACCCCAAUAUCACAAGAAUACGGAGGUGGGGGGCAUCGAAAUGCUAGUUCAUUCAUGUUAAAAAGUGAAGAGUUUCAGACGUGGAAAUCUUAG
Messenger RNA from Fraxinus pennsylvanica, 1002 nucleotides. NCBI's taxonomy places the organism in Eukaryota, Viridiplantae, Streptophyta, Magnoliopsida, Lamiales, Oleaceae. The record is from the annotation of a GenBank genome assembly.